GCGGGGCGCGCAGCCAUGGCGGCGGUGCGGGCGGCGCUGCUCGCCCCGCUGCUGGCGCUCGGCCGGGCGGGCUCGGGGCCCGCGACCCCCGCGCGGGUCGAGGUGGCCGUGUCGGGGCCCGGGGCGGCGGGGCCGGACGGGGCCGGGGCCGGCAGCGGGGCCGGCAGCGCGGCCGCGGUGUCCGGCGGCUCGUACACGCUGCGCGGGGCCGUGCUGGGCGCGGGGGGCGGCCGGGCCCGGCCGGGCCGGGGGGGCCCGCGGGGGGAGCGGGAGGACGUGGAGAUCCGAGGCCGCCUGGUGCUGGUGGGUGACGUGGAGCCCGAGCUGAGCACUGCUGACAGCUGGAUCGGGGUGGUGCCCGUGGGCACCAAGGAGCCGGCCGAGGGCCCCCGGGGUGCCAAGGAGGAGUCCUUCACCACCGCUGUUGUCACCAAGAUGAAGCGAGCCCUGGUGCUGGGGGCCUCUGCCCUGCUCAUCCUGGCGCUGAACCAGAAUGCCAUCCGUGAGCUGGACGUGUCCCAGCUGCUCGCCAAGCCCGUCAUCGUCAUCCAGUCCUCGGACAAUGUCACCAGGCUGCUGGGAGCGCUGCUGCGUGGGCUCCGGGCUACGGCAAAGAUCACGUACCAGGCAGUGCUGCUGGAGAACCUGGGAGUGACCCUCACGCUGUGGUCCACCUGCGGCCUGUCCCGAGGGGGCCUCUACGGGGAGUGGCAGGGGGUCAUCUGCCCCGGGGAAAGCAGCUCGCAGGUCCAGAAGUACCUGCAGCAGCUGUGGAACACCAUCCUGCUGAUCGCCCUGCUGCUCUGCACCGGCGUCAUGGUGCAGGCCCAGCGCCAGUCGCGGCAGGACCUGUCGGAGCGGGACGCCGAGCUGGACCUGAAGCAGCACAUCCGGCGGCGGCUGCUGGCGCUAAAAACCCGGCGGUACCAUCCUGGGAAGCCGCCCCGGAGCCGGGCCUGUGAGAUCGACAGCUGUGCUGUGUGUCUGGACCAGUUCCACAAGAGCCAGUGGCUGCGGGUGCUGCCCUGCUCCCAUGAGUUCCACCGGGACUGUGUGGAUCCCUGGCUCCUGCUGCAGCAGACCUGCCCUCUCUGCAAGCGCAACAUCCUGGGGAACUGCUGCACAGACAGCUAGCUGGCCUGAGGACACACUCCAGGGACAGACCCACGGCUGCUCCAGGGACAGGGAGGGGGCAGGGGUUGCCCAGCGAGUGGCACUUGCUGCCGGAGCAGGAUUGGUGUGGCUGUGCCCAUCACAGUGCCCAGACUUCGGAGAGGGAAGGACUUUGGCCUCUCCUGCUGGGUGUGAGUAGAGGGGUGGGGGGUCCAGAUGGGCAGUGUUGGGGAGGGAAGAUUUGGGGCACCCAUGGGUGUAACGGGGUGGGGGCUGGGGCAGGGAGAGCCCUGGUCCUGCUGUGCUCUUGCCCUGCUCACAGCAAUUUUUCUAAGUCUUGGGGUUUUUGUCUAUUUGCUGGUGGCCAUGGCAGGGUAGGCAGAGCCAGGCUGCAGUGCCAGCCCCUCUGGGAGGUGGGUGACAGACCCAGGGCUGGGGCUGGCAGGGCUGUGGGGUAGCUCACGACCUCACUGUGGGGGGGCAGGGGUUGGACACUUUAUUUAUAAUAACUUAUGGGAAAGGAUGGCACGAGUCAGCUGCAGAGCCAGCACAGGGCUCAACUCACCAGCACGGUCACUGGGGACACACUGUGGGCCCUGCCCCACGGGCUGUAACGUGUCCAUCCCUAUUAAAGAUGGAGCAAGG
Molecule: messenger RNA, 1758 nt
Organism: Passer domesticus (house sparrow)
Lineage: Eukaryota; Metazoa; Chordata; Aves; Passeriformes; Passeridae
Gene: RNF215
Product: ring finger protein 215
Exons: 10
Coding region: 16-1134 (372 amino acids)
Biological process (GO): Wnt receptor catabolic process; ubiquitin-dependent protein catabolic process
Cellular component (GO): plasma membrane
Molecular function (GO): ubiquitin protein ligase activity; frizzled binding
Source: RefSeq, a predicted model, not a curated record